Salvelinus sp. IW2-2015 is the source of this 6905-nucleotide messenger RNA. NCBI's taxonomy places the organism in Eukaryota, Metazoa, Chordata, Actinopteri, Salmoniformes, Salmonidae. The record is from RefSeq and is a predicted model, not a curated record.
AUGGUUGUCAGGACUGGCUGGUUGCUAGGUAACAAGCUGAACAAGGACUUGAAGCACUACCUGAGCCUGAGGUUUCAGAAGUCCUCCCCCGACCAUGAGCUCCAACAGACCAUCAGAGCUAACCUCUACCACCAUGCUGUGCCUUGUACGACACGCCCCCCUCGAGACGGGGAGGUGUCCGGGGUUGAUUACAACUUCCUGUCCGUGGAGGACUUCCUGAACCUUGAGCAGAGUGGAACACUACUGGAAAUAGGAACGUAUGAAGGUAACUAUUAUGGGACCCCCAAGCCGCCGAGGCAGCCCGUGGUUGGGUCAGUGAUUCUCAGUGAUGCUGUGCUCCUCGACGGCUCCCAGCAGUCCACUCCCAAGCACACCAAGUCCUACAAUGACAUGCAAAACGCCCAAGUAGUACCUGCUGACUACGAGGAUGACGACCAGGCCACAGAAAUGAACAACAGUUUUACAGGUAACCCUAGCGACCAGGACGAGAGCUGCGGCGGUGUUCUACGGCCGUACCCCGCGCGUGAGAACGCUCCGUCCUAUGGUCUGAACAACGUGGCUGCCUCCACCUCGGACAGCGGGCAGCAGACACACGCCCAGCCCCAGGCCUCCCCAGAAGAUCCCCUAGGACCCCUGCCAGGCAACUGGGAGAUGGCCUACACCGAGAACGGAGAAGUCUACUUCAUAGACCACAACACAAAGACCACAUCGUGGAUCGACCCUCGCUGUCUGGAGAAACCUCUAAAACCUCUGGAAGAGUGUGAGGAUGAUGAAGGGGUACAUACUGAGGAACCGGACAAUGAGCUAGAGCUGCCUGCUGGAUGGGAGAAGAUAGAUGACCCAGUGUAUGGGGUUUACUACGUAGAUCACAUCAACAGGAAGACCCAGUAUGAGAACCCCAUAGUGGAGGCUAAACGCAGGAUGCAGCUGGAGCAGCAGCAGCCGCAGCCUCCUGAAGAGUGGAUAGAGGAACACUCCUCAGCUGGUGCUCCCCUGGCCGUCUAUGCCAGUAACCACCUGGAGACAUACCGUGACCCCCAGGUCCCGCCCCCAAUGCCCCCUCCCCCGGGAGGGACCAAACGAGGGAAGCCGUUCUUCACACGGAACCCAGCAGAACUGAACGGAACCUUUAUCAACACCAAACUGAAGAGCCGCCGUGGGUUCGGUUUUACCGUCGUCGGGGGUGACGCGGAUGAGUUUCUCCAGAUCAAGAGUCUUGUCCUGGACGGUCCUGCUGCUGUGGAUGGGAAGAUGGAGACAGGUGAUGUCAUAGUGAGUGUGAAUGACAUCAUCGUGCUUGGUUACACUCACGCCCAGGUGGUGAAGAUCUUCAGUCAUCCGAUCGGCUCCAUGGUGGUGGCCUGUGCCGGCGGCUACCCCCUGCCCUUUGACCCUGACGACCCCAACACCAGCCUGGUGACCUCCGUGGCCAUCCUGGACAAGGAGCCCAUCAUCGUCAACGGCCAACAGAGCUACGACUCCCCAUCCAGCCACGGCAGCCAGACCGGAGGCCCCGUUAACGGGAUGAGGGAGCCGCGGGCCCUCAGCCCCUCGGCGGAGGUGGCGUCCAACGGCUCACACGGCUACUCCUCCAGUGACGUGGUCACCCUGGCGUCCUCCAUCGCCGGGCAGCCCGAGCUGAUCACGGUGCACAUGGAGAAGGGCGAUAAGGGCUUUGGGUUCACAAUCGCUGAUAGCUUGACGGGUGGGGGUCAGAGGGUGAAGCAGAUUGUGGACUACCCCCGCUGCAGGGGCCUGAAGGAGUCAGACAUUCUGAUGGAGGUGAACAAGAGGAACGUCCAGAACAUGACUCACAACCAGGUGGUGGACCUGCUCAGCAAGUGUCCCAGAGGCAGCGAGGUCAGCAUGCUGGUGCAGAGAGGAGUGGUGCCGGCCAAGAGGAGCCCCAAGCUGGUGCAGCAGCUGGAGAGGAAGGACAGUCAGAGCAGCUCCCAGCACAGUGUGUGCAGCCAUCGCAGCACCCACACAGACUCUCCCAGCCACCCCUCCUCCAACAUGCCCAGUGAGGCCGUAGGCCCCCCUCUGGCCGCCCCCACCCAGCUGCUGCCUGGCCUGCCUCCCCUGCCCACCCAGGACCCUGGAGAUGGUACCAUGACCCUCCAGAAGAAGCCAGACCCCUUCAAGAUCUGGGCCCAGUCCAGGAGCAUGUAUGAGAGCAGACAGCCAGAUUGCCAGGAGCAAGAGAUCUUCCUGUGGCGGAAGGAUACAGGUUUUGGGUUCCGCAUCCUGGGAGGAAAUGAGGCUGGAGAGCCGAUCUACAUUGGGCACAUAGUGAAGUAUGGAGCAGCAGAUGAGGACGGGCGUCUGCGUUCGGGGGACGAGCUCAUCUGUGUGGACGGCACGGCGGUGGUGGGCAAGUCUCACCAGCUGGUGGUGCAGCUGAUGCAGCAGGCCGCCAAGCAGGGCCACGUCAACCUCACUGUCCGACGCAAGAGCUCAGGAUACGGAGUGGGUAAAGGGGAGGGUGACGUGCCCCCGUCCCCGGCCUCGUCGCACCACAGCAGCACCCAGGCCCCCUCCCUGACGGAAGGCAAGCGGACCCCCCAGGGCAGCCAGAACUCCCUCAACACAGUCAGCUCCGGCAGUGGCUCCACCAGUGGGAUCGGCAGUGGGGGAGGAGGGGGCUCCGGCAGUGCUGUGGUCCCCGCAGCCCUGCAGCCAUAUGACAUGGAGAUCCAACGCGGAGAGAACGAGGGCUUCGGAUUCGUCAUUGUGUCGUCGGUCUCCAGGCCUGAUGCUGGGACUACUUUGGGGCGCAUCAUCGAGGGGAGCCCUGCGGACCGCUGUGGGAAACUGAAGGUUGGCGACCGCAUCCUGUCCGUCAACGGCUGCUCCAUCACCAACAAGUCCCACUCGGACAUCGUCAAUCUGAUCAAGGAGGCAGGGAACACCGUCUCUCUGAGGAUCAUUCCGGGUGACGAGUCCUCCAAUGCGUCUCUGUUGACCAAUGCUGAGAAGAUUGCCACCAUCACCACCACGCACACACCCCAAACUGCCACAGAGCCUCGGAAUAACUCAAAGUUGAAACAGGCUCCUCCUCCACCUCCUCCAACACAAGCAUUGCCCUCACAGGAUGCAGAGUUCUAUUCUGUGGAUCUGGAGCGGGACAUAGGCUUUGGGUUUAGCCUGAGAGGAGGACGGGAGUACAACAUGGACCUUUAUGUGUUGAGGCUCGCUGAGGAUGGGGCGGCUGUCAGGAAUGGCAAGAUGAGGGUGGGAGAUGAGAUCCUGGAGAUCAACAGCGAGAGCACGAAGAACAUGAAGCACGCACGCGCCAUCGAGCUGAUCAAGAAUGGUGGCCGGAGGGCACGCCUGGUCCUCAAGAGGGGCGAUGGAUCUGUUCCUGAAUAUGACGCCAGCCAUGACGGGCACUCUCCCACACCCGGGGAACAAGACUCUCCGCAAGUGAGAACCCUGCCACCAAACAGCCGAUAUCACACCUCAUCGGAGUCCAGUUAUCCACCAGACCUUCACAAACCAUCACGCCAUGAGGAUGCUGGACAGGGCCGAGACAGGGACAGGAUGGAGCACUCGGGCCGGCACUUUAACCACCACCACCAUCACACCUGGAACAACAACCACACCACCUCCAGACAACACUCCCCGGACAACAGCACCAGCGGCGGGAACAACAAGAAGAGUCUUGGCCGCAAAUUCAAGAAGUCUGACUCGGAGAGCGGCAUCUCGAAACUCUUAAAGACUCUGCGCAAGGACAGCUCUGGAAAGAAGGCUGCAGCGGCGGAGAAAGAACGAGAGCGCUCCGCUAGUAGCAGUACUCUGGACCAGAGAUCUGGUCGACCGCGCCGCGGCUCCCUCGACCGCUCGCCCACCCGUAAACGCAACACUUCCCCUGACCGACGGCGGGCCAAGUCCAUGGACCGCAGGGCAGAGCGAGUACACCGUGACUGCACACCUGAGAGGGAGUAUGACGACGGAGGGUUUCUCAGUCAUGCAGCCACUCCGGAACGACCACUCUAUGACCGUAGGCUCCUGAGGGAACCACAGACCCCAGGCAGAGCCUACAUGGAGGCCACCACCCCAGAACGCCCCAACAACGGGGCCUCCUCCCUGUCUCGCUCCAGGGGCCGCACGACUGACAUGAAGGCCACCACCCCAGAACGCCCCAACAAUGGGGCCUCCUCCCUGUCUCUCUCCAGGGGCCGUACGCCCGACAGAGGCAGCCUGAAGAACGGCAACCUCCCGAUGGACUCGUCGGCCGAGACGAGGGAUGAGAGCUACGGGAUAAACGGAACUCCAGAGAGACGCUACAGGUCAGAGAGAGACUCAUCUCCAAACAGCAGCUCCAGCAGGGAGGAGCUGAACUACGCUGCAGCGCCUGCUUCCAGACAGAAGGAUUACUACAGCACACUGAAGAACAACUCCUCCGCUCACCACAACGCCGGCUACAACAAUGCAGGACUUAGCAACAAGGGAGGACAACACCACAACAACGCAGUAGGCCGUGCCCCGAACCAGUUCCCAGAGCCUAAGAGAAGGUUUUACAAAGAGAGCCCCAAGGACCUCAGCAUCUGAGUGGACAGAGCCUGGCUUCUCAGCCCUUGAUCUGUAGAGACCACAGUAAAUACACUGGACUUAGACUUCUGAGGAGAUUGACUCAUGUGAUUUAUCUGAUUGCUUGAUUAAUUUGACUACUUGUGAUCCCAGACAGAGAUUCAUACCACAGCAGGAGUACAAUCUUUGUUUUAGUUCUUACUGUACGUUUCUGUUCUCGUUAUUUUGAGCAUAACUGAGGUUGUUAAUACUCUAGUGAAGGUAUGUGUAUGUGCCUAUCAAAUUACAAAUGGUGAUUUAGCUUUUUUAUAGGCGUCUCUGACUCCACGUGUUCCCUCGGAGGUUUCGAACAUGCUCCUUACUGUGCUACCAGGUACUUCAUGAUGAGCUUGUUUUAAUAUGUUUUUAGAUGUUGUUUUCCACCCCAGAAUUGCUUUAUAAAGCAAACUAUAGCACAAGACGUUGGCAGUACAGACAUUUUAUGGACGACUGCAGUGAAAACCUUAGAGAAUAUCAUACAAAACGAAGGCAAACAAACAUUUUAGAACCAAUGGUCAUUUUAGAAUGAAGUAAUAUAUUUCAAAUAAUACUUUUUACAUUUGACUGCUAUUUAUUUUCAAUUGGCACACACAAUGAGGAAGCUCGGUAAAAGGACCAAGUUAUACGCCCGAUAACCUGAAAAUAAUAAUAAUUUUUACCCCUGCUGGAUUUGCUGUAGAAUUAUAAUUUUUUUAAUCUAAGUUGGUAUGGCAUGCCCCUUUCUUACCAAGCCCACAAACCCCAAAAAAUCAGAGGGGAAAGCAGACCACCUAUUGAGAAAAACACCAGAUAUUGUUGAUAUUCCUCUCACAGAGCAGACAAGUCUAAAAACCCACCAGGAUCUGAGGCUGUUUUGGGUUCCUGUUUUUCAGUGUGUCUAGUAAUGAUGAGCCAAGGAGGAAAACAAAACAAAAUUCUCGCAGUAAGAGGUGUCUGAGUACACUGCCUGUGGUGGAAAUACAAUUGAACAAAGUUUUGUAUUCCUGCUCAGAGGACAGUAGAAGCAACAAGUUACCUGACAGGAGCCUGUAACAUAAAACCUACUUCACAGUUAUACACAGCAUGGAGAGGUUCACCGAGAGGUCAAGUGGUUUUAAAGUAACCACAGUCCUAUAAUGACUUGAUCCUACAAAUGUAGGCUGCUUAUUUGAUCCCCCUGUUUCAGGAGAUUAUGUGGAGAAAAAUAUAGCAGAUAUUGAUCAACGGCCCAUUGAUCCUAUGCAGGUGAUAUGGAAGUAUUUCUCAAGUUCCUCUCUUCCUCUCCCUGCCCAAGGAAAUUAGGUGAUGAUGUAAUAAUGUAAGGGACGUUGUUGCGAUGAUAACGGAUGGAAAGUUCCAGUACAGAAGUGGGCCUAUCUGCCAUGCUGAGCCAUGCUGUCACACCACUGGAGUCUGACUGCUGCUUUAACCGUGUGUAUUCUCUGUUUUAUGUUUCACUAAACRGCUAAAAAGAUAUAGGAAAAUCCACAACAAAUGCAUUGUUUUAUCACUGUUGUUGCCAUGGUACUGUAAAAAAGAAAUACAAACAAAAAAAAGAAAACAUUUAAAGACGUUAACCUGCCGGCCACCACCUGUACAGAAUUUCAAUAUGUUACUAAUAGGAACCCAUUGAGGAAUAAAAUGUUGCCUUUUUCUUGUACAAAAGAGAAAUUUAUGGGAAACCUCUGCAGUGAGGAAUGUGAUAGUGUUUAUAUUUCUGAAAUGGACCUGAUGAUUCAUGGGAAAUAUGUUAAUGUACUCUGAAUCAGGUAUGUAAAGACAUUCUAAAAAUGGACGACUUUAUUUGGUCAAUCAGAAGCUGUUUGUUGGUUUGAAUAUCUCUCGAUGGUUAGCCUGCCUUUUUAUUAUAAAGCACUUGUAUGCAGUCUGUGUUCUUUAAGCAUUAUUGCAAUGUGCUCCAGACAUAAUGCUAUCUCUGUGUUGAUAAAAGCAUUACAUGUAUAUGGGCCAAUCUUUUUUUAUAAAACACUAUGCAUAUAUAAAUACUACAUUGUUCAUAGCUUUAUUUAACCCAUGAAGCUAUACAUAACAUUAGUCUAAGUACAAGUAGAUGUGGACUUAACCAGUAAAGCUUCUUUCCUUGAGAUGGAUCACAAUGUAUAUGUAGCUAUCAAAAAGAAGUCUGUGAAUGCUAUUUUUAUUAUCAAAUAAAGUUUUCCAUACAAAUUCAAAAGGAUCUUUCUCCACAGUGGCUUGCAAUUAUAUUCUCAGGAGAUUCCUAUUGAUAUGAUUGACAUUGUAGAGUCCCUUUGGAGUGCAGCAUUCUCAGAUUGAUUUAUUAUUCACCAAGGUAGUAAGCACACUGCUUUAGUAACAGGAUAUCUGCAAAAAAA